GUAAAUUUUAAAAAUUGCUAGAAGUGCACGGUACCCGAAGUGCACCCAUAGACUCUAGAGUAGACAAAUUCUGCAUUCUAGUCUGUUGUUCUGUAGUCAACUGAAAAUUAAGUGCUUACUAUAACUUGACGUUUGUAGUGAUUACAUGGGUUGAGUAAAAUUGCUUAUUGUAAAAGAUUUAUGAUACUUCGCUCUAGCUCCUUUUCUCGCAGAAUGAUGGAUCGAGGGGCACUAAUUGUUUUUGAAGGCUGCGACCACAGUGGCAAGACGACGCAAUGCAAACGACUGGUGGAGUUGUUGGAGCAAAAACGGAUACCCGUCCAGCAAUUCAGAUUUCCAGACAGAACAACGGCAAUUGGUCAAAUGAUUAAUAGCUACCUCAGCAACAAACAGGAUAUCGAAGAUCACGCAGUUCAUCUGCUGUUUUCAGCUAACAGAUGGGAACUAGUUCCUAAGAUGAAAGUACUUCUUGAGGCUGGAACCACCCUCAUCGUGGAUAGAUAUGCCUACUCUGGGGUUUCCUUCACUGCUGCAAAAGAGGGCUUUUCAAUAGACUGGUGUAAGCAGCCAGACUGUGGACUUCCUCGCCCUGAUCUAGUUCUCUACCUGAACCUGAGACCAGAUGCUGCAGCAAAGCGUGGAAAUUUCGGCAAUGAGCGGUACGAACAGACAGAUUUCCAGGCCAAGGUCAUGAAAAACUUUCAUCUUCUUAAGGAGUCCUACUGGAAGGAGAUAGAUGCAGAUAAGACAGAAGAUGAUCUAGCAGCAGAACUUGGUGAGAUUGUGUUAAACUGUAUCCCCACAGUAAGGGAGAGGCCAAUCGAAAAACUUUGGUGUAAAGAGGAAGGAUAACUAUCAUGAACUGCAACCAGAUUAUGAACUUCACCUAAGACCUGAUAUCAAUGAAGCAAAUCCAAAAUGUGUUAAAAUCUCUGUGUCAAAAAAGAGAUCUUAAAUAUUUCAAAGUACAGCUCCUCAGAAAAAUGUUGGUUUCCAAACUGAACAGAUAUCUUUCAUAAAAUGCAAAUAAAAAAAAACCUUGUAGUUUAUGUAUAAGAAUAUGCAACACUCUGACAUUAAGAUUUGUUUCCAAACUGAACAGAUAUCUUUCAUUAAAUGCAAAUAAAAAAAAAACCCUUGUA
This is a messenger RNA of Magallana angulata, 1142 nucleotides long. RefSeq names its product thymidylate kinase-like. The coding region runs from base 181 to 852 and encodes 223 amino acids. Gene Ontology annotation, biological process: dUDP biosynthetic process; dTTP biosynthetic process; dTDP biosynthetic process. The transcript is spliced from 5 exons. Gene Ontology annotation, molecular function: dTMP kinase activity; ATP binding. Gene Ontology annotation, cellular component: cytosol; mitochondrion; nucleus. NCBI's taxonomy places the organism in Eukaryota, Metazoa, Mollusca, Bivalvia, Ostreida, Ostreidae. The record is from RefSeq and is a predicted model, not a curated record.